Aspergillus nidulans FGSC A4 is the source of this 4143-nucleotide messenger RNA. RefSeq lists its product as uncharacterized. Gene Ontology annotation, cellular component: extracellular region. The transcript has 7 exons. The record is from RefSeq and is a predicted model, not a curated record. Lineage: Eukaryota; Fungi; Ascomycota; Eurotiomycetes; Eurotiales; Aspergillaceae. Gene Ontology annotation, molecular function: chitin binding. Bases 1 to 4143 code for a protein of 1380 amino acids.
AUGAGGCCAGCCAAAGUCUCAGUAUCGUGGUUCCAAGUUCUGUCGAUCUUCUUGGUGAUCGCCAUUUGCCUGUUCAUCAGCACGGCCCGAGCCUCCCACAGCCAUCUCCACCACCGUCACCAUGAUCGUCGGCACAAUAAAUCUGAGUUGUCCCAGAAUCAGGGUGAUCAGGAUGUCCCAGACGAUCCCGAAACUAUGGUUAGAAAUGCGUUGGCAGUUCUAGCGCAUGUCAACAAGGAAAGAGUGGAAUACCCUAACUUCAACCUAUAUACCACUCGAGAGGAUGACGAAACAAAGCUGGCCUCUGCAACCGCUACCCCUUUGCCAUAUACCUCCGAGGCGGUUCGAAAGGCGCAGCUCCGAAGACGCGAUGACUCCACAGACGCUUCCAAACGCGGUAGCCAACCUUACUCUAUCCCACCUGAGCUGGCGAAAGCGGCAAAGACUGUCGCCGAAUCUACAGACAACAUACCGAAUGGCAAUCACAGUGACGUGGCGGCAAUGAUUCGUAAUAAGUACGGACGAGACAAACGGUACACAAAUACACCAAACCAGGCAAUUAUCCAUUCCAAUGGACUUUAUGAUUAUCAAUCAAACACAAAGCCGACGAAUAUAUCUAUAAGUACCCAGGAUGGCGCUAGAGACAAUACUCUUCAGCAGCGCGCACCUUCCCAAUAUUGGAUGCCACACAUGAAAAAGAAUGGCCUGAGCCCAUACGCGACAAGUGACUACAAGAUCUGGAGAAAUGUCCGCGACUACGGGGCAAAAGGUGACGGAGUAACUGACGAUACAGAAGCCAUCAACAGAGCAAUCUCAGACGGGGGCCGCUGUGGUGAGAACUGCGGCUCUAGUACACGAUUUCCAGCAGUCGUAUGGUUUCCAGGAGGCAAGUAUCUUGUCAGUUCCUCAAUCAUUCAGUACUAUAACACGCAGUUCAUUGGAGACCCAUUAAACGUGCCGACAAUUCUGGCUGCCUCGAGUUUCGUUGGACUAGGUGUUAUCACUUCGGACCCCUAUGUUGGCGAUAAUGCCCAGUGGUACCUCAAUCAAAACAAUUUCCUACGCAGCAUCAAGAACUUCAAGAUUGAUAUCCGACUCACAGACCCAUCCGCGUAUGUUUGUGGAAUUCACUGGCAGGUUGCACAGGGCACAUCCCUGGAGAACAUUGAAUUUUACAUGCUUUACAAUUCAGAUGUCCCUGAGAACACUCAGCAAGGAAUAUACAUGGAAAAUGGAUCUGGAGGUUUUCUGGCUGAUCUCACCUUUUUUACGACUAGCCAGCUCGUGUUCGUUAACUGUAAAACUGCAUUGCAAGUUCACUGGGACUGGGCCUGGACAAUGCAAGAUUAUGUUAUUGAGUCAUGUACAAGCGGUCUGACUAUUGUUGGUGGGGCCGGUGGCCCCUUGAGUACAGGGCAAGGCGUUGGGUCUCUGAUUCUUGCAGAUGCAAUUAUUGCCAAUACCCCAAAUGGCAUAGUGACAUCACUGCAUGCUGAGAACUCUACCUCCCUCCUCCUUCACAACGUCGGGUUCUUCAACGUCAAGACAGCAGUUAUUGACAACGUGAUGAACAAGGUCCUCCUUGCCGGAGGAGACGAAGUGCUUAAAGACUCGUGGGGCUUCGGCACUGUUACUGAUGCCUCUGGGGUUAGCACCUUUGUCAACGGCGCUGAUAUCCCUGUCAUGAGCAGAACGGCAAUAAUGACUGGAACUCAGGCCUAUGUCAAGCCUAACUGGUUUACUCGCCGCAGACCACAGUACGAAGACCUUGCGACUGAGGAUAUUGUCAAUGUGAAGCUGUUUGGCGUCAAGGGUGAUGGAGUCACCGACGAUACUGUGAUGCUCAACUGGGUUCUUUCAUAUGCGGCUAAUCUCUCCUCUGUGGUGUACUUCCCGUACGGUGUCUACGCAAUCAAAGAUACCCUCAAAGUUCCCGUUGGAUCCCGUAUUGUGGGACAAGCAUGGCCUCAAAUUAUGGCCAUGGGCCUGAAGUUUCAGGAUGUUGAUAGUCCCCAUGUUGCAGUGAAGGUUGGCGACCCUGGUGAUACGGGUGUCAUUGAAAUCCAGGAUAUGCUGUUUACUACUGCCGGUCCAACCGCUGGUGCAGUUGUGGUAGAAUGGAACGUUGCCCAAUCGACCAAAGGAUCGACAGCCAUGUGGGAUUCGCAUAUCCGUAUUGGCGGCGCCUACGGAUCCAGGCUUCGGAAGCAACAGUGCCCUAAAAAGACAGGAAGCGUCAACCCAAAUUGCAUAGGUGCUUCCCUCCUGUUACAUCUGACCCCAACCUCAACCCCCUACCUCGAAAAUAUCUGGGCAUGGGUCGCGGAUCAUGACUUGGAUCUAAAAUCGCAGGAUCAGAUUGACGUUUACUCGGCUCGCGGUAUCUUGAUUGAAAGCAAACAGGCCUGGCUGUAUGGGACGUCCUCUGAGCACAACGUUCUUUAUCAGUACCAGCUGUCUGGAGCUGAGAAUAUUCUCCUGGCCAUGAUCCAGACUGAAUCCCCAUACUACCAGCCAGUCCCUCUGGCUCCGCAGCCUUUUACUCCUGGGAGAUUCCCCAAUGAUCCUACUUUUGACGACUGCACGACCAACAAGCUGAAAUGCGCCAUGUCGUGGGCUGCUCGAAUUAUCGACUCGUCGAACAUUUAUAUGUUAGGCAGCGGAUUUUACAGCUUCUUCUCCGAUUACUCACAGACCUGCCUCGAGACCAACAACUGCCAGCGUAAAGGACUGGAAAUAGAACAAAGCACAAACAUCUGGAUUCACAAUCUCUGCACCAAAGCCAUUGUUGAGAUGGUCUCUCCCUUCAAUGGAGUCCCAACUUACGCCCGAGACAAUGUCAACGGCUUUCUUUCCUCUAUCCUCGCCUGGCUGGGAGGCGCCGAGGAAACUGCCGGGCGACGAGAGUUUGCUGGCUUUACCCUGUACAGCACUUCCAGCCUGGAUCAUCUCGAACUUCCGGACUCCUGUAAGACAGCCCUAAAAGAAAGGGUCAAGUGUCACCCCUAUGUUAAGCUUAUGACAAAAUCCGGCUAUCACCGCUCGCCGGGAAAUGCUACAUUGACGGACUCUGUUUGUGACCCAAGCUGUGGCAGAAGCCUUCAGCAAUGGCAUGACUCUGUAGCACGGAAUUGCGCCGGUUACAAAAUGAGUCGUGGUGCCUCUCCUACAAUGUUUGGUGCCUAUAUGUGGGCAGGUUUCAAUGAAACUUGCAGCAAGGAUGAGACAACUGGGGAGUACUGUAAUGAUAUUAUUUCCCGCUUUACUGUCGUCAACUCUGUUGAACAAAUGCCGCAAGACGAAAUCUGCUCCUACUGCUAUGUUGAACGCCAUAAAAUGAUGCAGAGUACUCCUUAUUCAGCCUACGAUGAUUUCUACAAGUUUCGCCUUGAAACGAUCAAUAAGCGAUGCGGCCUAUCGGCGCCGACGGAGAUAAAGGAGAUUCCAUUAGAUCCGCUACCGGUCGAAGAGUCCCCGUGCUUUUCAGAAAAAACAUACAUUACAUCCGAUGGGGACACAUGCACUUCAAUUGCACAGGCCAACAAUAUAUCAUCAGCAGCACUAUACAUGGGCAAUCAGAGAGUUAUCCGGUGGUGUUCUUCCAUCAAGACAGGCUUGGAACUCUGCCUACCACUUUCAUGCCAGAGAAUCUACGACCUUCAACAGGAUGACAGCUGCAGUAGCAUAGAGUUCGCCUUCGAGCUUGAACGCGGCGACGUACGCAAGUUCAACCCCUGGGUUACCCCCGAAUGCGAUAACCUCGAAGUCGGCCGUGAAAUCUACGGAACCACCAUCUGUCUCUCACCCCAGGGAGGCGAACAUGUAGCUGAUAAGCAAGGAACCGGUACCACACCCUCUACUUCAGAUGGCCACCAAUGGCUUAUGAUACCACCUCCGGAUAAUGCAACCGUGGCCGAGAACACUACUAUGAAUUGUGGAAGGUGGCACGAGGCUGUGGAGGGCGAGAGCUGUGUUGCUAUUUGUCUUCAGAACAUGAUUACCCAUGCCUUGUUCGUUGAAGUUAAUCCGUCUCUGGACUCCGUGGGUUGCACCGCUAGUUUGCAAGUUGGGAAGAUUUAUUGUACUGGUCCUACUUAUGACUGGAAUACGGCUGUCGAGUCGAACCCCAACGAGGUCUCCUAA